AUGAUAAUUGUUUCUCCUAGCAAUAUCGACAAUGUUGAGGCAAACUUACUUUCUUUAUCCAUCGUCAUUAUGCCGCUCAGGGGAAGCAGAGCUCCAGGAAAUCCGGUAAUCACCGCCAUCAGUGCGUCUGCGUUUGCAUCAGGUACUUGGGCCCUCAACUACUUGGUCAGUCAGGUUGACUUACCUCCGCAUCUCGCAGGAGGAGGCCAUUGGCAAUUCUUGACCAAUUUAUCGCUUCUCUUCACUUUGGUGGUACUUUUCAUUGGUGUCAUAGCUCACAUCACCAAGUCCGCUUCGCUUUUCAACUUGAAAAACAACCUACACCCCAUUGCACUUGUUCUUGAGUGUGUGGUGACCACGGUGUACUGGCCGUUAAAGUUGUUCUUCUUGCAUUUGCUAGUCAAGGACCCCACGCGCAAGAUGAUUCCGUUGGUGGUGGACUUGUGCUUGCAUUUGGUUCCCGUGGUCUCCUUGUUGGUGGACUACAUCUUCUUCAUGCCCAAGUGGACAAUCACUAAUUGGACUGCACUUGCUACAUGCCUGGUGCUCACCACGUUAUAUUGGGUUUUGUUGAAGCAGUUGGUUGAUUUCGAAAACGGUGGAGAGUACCCAUACAUGUUCUUGAACGUGGACAACGAGGCCACUCGAAUUCUAAUUUUUCAGGUGGUUGGCCUUGUAGGAUUUGCGUCGUUUUUAUUCUUCAAGAAAGUGUAUGACCUCGUUGUUCAUCCCGAGGUGGAGAAAAUCGAGGAAACCAAGUUGAAGAAGAACCUUUAG
Molecule: messenger RNA, 777 nt
Organism: Sungouiella intermedia
Lineage: Eukaryota; Fungi; Ascomycota; Pichiomycetes; Serinales; Metschnikowiaceae
Source: the annotation of a GenBank genome assembly